UUGCGGAUUUUGAAGAUUUCACCUCUGGUCACACUGUUUCUCAAUAUUCAAUUUGUUUACAUUUAGACGACUGAUCCUUAAAACCUGAAUUGAAGGCCAUUUUCUCCAGGAUGAAUGCACCCAUGGUGCUGAUACAGUGCCGGGUCUGCCUGGGGGAGUUUGAGGAGAAUGCAAUGAGAUCCUUGUUCGAGGAAGAAGAUGCCCUAAACGAGCAAGUGGAGAUCUGUUGCGGAAUCAAGAUUCGCCAGUCUGUCAACCUGCCCGCCAAGGCCUGCUUCAGUUGCUGCGAGUUCGUCCGUAUGUGGCUCAACUUCCGCCAGAUGUGCCUCAACUCGCAGGUUUUCUGGGAGACGAGUUGUCCGGUAGAGGAGCGGCCCGAGGAUAUGCAGCAAGUCAGCGAUGCUGAGUACAUAGAGUACCUUUAUGAUAAUCUUAAGCUAAAUGUGACUGCUGAGAACGACUACCAGGUAGAGAACCUUUUGACCGGGGAGGAGGACGAUCUCUUAGAGGCCUCUUCGCCGCCGCCGGAUGUGAUCGAUGUCAACGACCUGAUAGUGGGCGAACCAAUAGUGGACACAGAUAUACUUGACAAAGCAUCGCCUGCCGAAAUCCUUGUUUCCCACCUGGACCCCUAUGAAAACGACCUCGUCGAGCCAGAGGUGGAUGAGGAUGUGGAGUUUGAGAGCCAGACAGCCGAUGAUUCUUCCCUAAUGACGGAAACCUACUUCGAGGUGGAUUUCGAGGAGGAAGAAUUGAACGAUGGUGAUGAAUUCAUAUCAUCCACGCCGUCACCUGAUCCAAAGAGCAGCUCAAAUGCAAAACGAAAGGCUGGCAGGCCCCGCAAACCGGAGAAUGAACUAAAAUAUAAACGCAAGGACACAAAGUCGAGGAGCAAGACAAGUUCGCAGAGCCAAUGCGACGAUCAGCCCAGAAAGUUUAUGUGCAAUCUAUGCGGCAAUAUCUAUACAAAGAAGUCACUUUUCACGGCCCACAUGACCGCGCACACGGACUACAAGCCCCAUCAGUGCGAAAUCUGCCACAAAUCCUUUCGCCAGAUGGGUGAGUUGCGGGCCCACAUACGUCGGCAUACUGGCGAGCGUCCCUACAAGUGCAUGUACUGCGAUCGGCACUUCUACGACCGGAGCGAACGGGUGCGCCACGAGCGGGUGCAUACCAACACCAGGCCCUACGCUUGCCAUGAGUGUGGCAAAACUUUUACGCACACGGCCAUUCUUAAAAACCACAUCCUAGUCCACUCGGGCGAGAAAAACUACAAAUUUACGAGGACGAGCGAUACCAUGCCCGAGUACAUGCUGUGUAGAAUCUGUCUGGCAGAGGACACCAACUCGGAUGCAAUGACACCACUUUUCGAAGAGGAUGACCAGUGCCGGGAGCUGGUGCGGAAGAUCGAGGAAGUAGGCAGCAUCAAGCUGGUGCCGCUGCAGGACAUUCCCAGCAUGUUGUGCUAUAGCUGUGUGGACAGGCUGACCAAUGCCCACAAGUUUCGAGAACUGUGCCGCGAGAGCGAGCGGACGUUCUCCACCAAUGUGGUCAAGGCCGAGAUGAAAUCUGAACCCACAGACGAUGGUGCGCAUAUUGUGACUGACCAUAUUGAGUAUAUCUACGAUGCCAGCAACGAAUUCAUUGAUCCCGAAGAAGAGGAGGAGGAGGAGGAAGAGGAAGAGGAUGAGGAGGACAUUGAGAUGGGGGCCAUGCUGGAAGAACGUCUUGAAGAAGGCAUUGUGGAAGCUGAACAUCCAUACGACAUAGAUAACGUCGUUGAUGAGAUGGACGUAAAGGACCUGAUCGGCCCCACUGGCAGCGACAGCGACUACGAUCCCAGUGAACGGAAGCCCAAGCUGCGCAAAUCAAGAUUGAACAAGAGAGGUCGUGGCAGACCUCGGACUUCCCAUCGCGCUCAAAGCACGGAUAUGGUAUCAGUACAACUAAACUUCAAGUCUGAGGAGUCGCCCACAAACAUUAUGUGUGAGAUAUGUGGUAACAUUUACUCCAAAAGGGCAGCCUUAAACAUUCAUAUGCGCCGACACAUGGCGGAAAAGCCAUUCGAAUGCGAGAUUUGCAGUAAAACAUUCGCCGGUCCUUCCGAGUUGAAUCGUCAUAUCCGCGUGCACACGGGGGAGAAGCCCUUCACCUGCAAAUAUUGUUCCCGCAGUUUUGCGGAUCGUAGCUCCAACAUACGUCAUGAAAGGACCCACACGAACGAGCGACCAUUUACAUGCUCUACCUGCGGCAAGUCCUUUUCCUACUCCAAUGUUUUAAAGAACCACAUGCUUACACACACCGGCGAGAAACCUUUUCUUUGCCGUCCGUGCAAUAAAACAUUUUCUCGUAAACACCAAUUAGAACAACACAUCGGUACGAUGACACACCAACAAACAGUGAGAUCCCACCAGAAAUCUGAACCCAUGCAACACCCAGAUAUUUACUAGUCCCUUUAAAUUGCAAUCUAUGUAUAACAUUAUUUUAAAUAGCUAAUGUAAAUAAAAGAGUACAAAUGUUCUUCGCUGGAUUUGUAAAAACAAUAUUAAAAAUAUAUAAAAAAUGCUUCAUUAUA
Drosophila ananassae is the source of this 2575-nucleotide messenger RNA. Its product is annotated as zinc finger protein 420. Gene Ontology annotation, biological process: regulation of transcription by RNA polymerase II. NCBI's taxonomy places the organism in Eukaryota, Metazoa, Arthropoda, Insecta, Diptera, Drosophilidae. The record is from RefSeq and is a predicted model, not a curated record. Gene Ontology annotation, cellular component: nucleus. Gene Ontology annotation, molecular function: DNA-binding transcription factor activity; RNA polymerase II cis-regulatory region sequence-specific DNA binding; zinc ion binding. The transcript is spliced from 9 exons. The coding region runs from base 111 to 2450 and encodes 779 amino acids.